GCCGGUCCUUGCGUAGCUGCGCUUUCGCCGGCGGCAGAGCCCUGCGGGGGGUUGUGGAGCACCGCUAAGCGGCGCCGCCUCCGCCAUGCUGGCCGGCUGGAGGGGGGUGGCGCGGACCGCCGUGAGCGGCCUGGGCUGGGCCAGCGGCUGCGGCGCCAAGCGAUGGGUCAGCACCACCAGCUGGUCCCCGGUGGGCGCUGCCUUCAAUGCCCGGCACCAGCCGCAGCACCACCGGUGGGAGCUGGGGAGGAAAACGGGUCUGUUUGGUGUUCCAGAGUUGAGUUGUCCAGAGGGAUUUCAAGAAGCUCAAGAAAAAUCAUUGCAAGAAACAGAACGACUAGUAAAGAAAGCAUGUGCUGCUCCUCCUGGGCCAGAGAUAGUAAUGAUCUUUGAUCAGCUCUCAGAUUCCUUGUGUAGAGUUGCUGAUCUAGCUGACUUUGUGAAAAUUGCUCAUCCUAAUCUUGCUUUCAGAGAAGCUGCAGAAGAUGCCUGCAGAAACAUUGGCACUAUGGUAGAAAAGUAUGUUUUAUUUAUUGUGUCACUUUAUGGGACAAAACAACAGUGUAACAAUUUUUUUCCCCUAAUGGGAUUUUAUUCUUUUAGACGAGUGGCAGAACUUUUCCUGUUUGAUUUUGAGAUCAGUGGUAUUCACUUGGAUGAAGAAAAGCGCAAGAAGGCAGUCAAUCUCAAUGUCAAAAUCCUGGACUUAUGUAAUGAAUUUCUCAUGGGAUCACACCUUCCAAAUAGAAUUGAUAAACAUGUCUUACCAGAACAUAUUCGUCAUAACUUCACAGUUGAAGGCAACUACAUCCAAAUAGGUGGUCUCAAUGCAGACAGUCCAGAUGAUCUGGUACGGGAAGUGGCGUACAAGGUUUUUCUGUUCCCAAACGCUCAGCAGUUGCACUGUUUAGAGGAACUGCUUACUAGCAGAAACCUUCUGGCCCAGUUGGUUGGCUAUGACACCUUUGCUCACCGGGCUCUUCAGGGCACAAUGGCCAAAACCCCAGAGAAAGUAAUGCAAUUUCUUGUAAAGCUUUCAGAUAAAUUAUUCCAACGAACUCUAGAUGAUUUUGAAAUGAUGAACGGCAUGAAAAUGAAACUAAAUCCUAUGAAAUCAGAACUAAUGCCUUGGGAUCACCCAUACUACAGUGGUGUCCUGCGUGCUGAGAGAUAUAAUAUUGAACCCAGCCUGUAUUGCCCCUUUUUCUCCCUCGGAGCAUGCAUGGAAGGUCUCAACAUGUUGUUCAAUAAACUCUUAGGAAUCUCCCUGUAUGCCGAGCAGCCUGAGAAAGGAGAAGUGUGGAGUGAGGAUGUCCGCAAACUGGCAGUUGUCCAUGAACAGGAAGGGUUAUUGGGGUAUAUCUACUGUGAUUUCUUCCAAAGACCAGACAAGCCUCAUCAGGAUUGCCAUUUUACAAUUCGUGGAGGCAGGUUAAAAGAAAAUGGCGAAUACCAACUUCCUGUUGUUGUCCUGAUGCUCAGCUUGCCCCAUUCCACUAGGGGUUCACCAACACUACUAACUCCUGGCAUGAUGGAAAACCUCUUCCAUGAAAUGGGACAUGCCAUGCAUUCUAUGUUGGGAAGGACUCGAUAUCAGCAUGUCACUGGGACAAGGUGUUCUACCGACUUUGCUGAAGUUCCCUCUAUCUUGAUGGAGUAUUUUGCAAACGAUUACCGAGUGGUGAACCAGUUUGCAAGGCACUAUGAAACGGGUCAGCCGCUGCCCAAACACAUGGUAUCAAGACUCUGUGAAUCUAAAAAAGUUUGUGCUGCUGCUGAUAUGCAACUUCAGGUCUUUUACGCUGUCUUGGACCAGAUAUACCAUGGGAAACAUCCACUAGGAAAGUCAACCACAGACGUUUUAAAGGAAACGCAAGAGAAAUUCUAUGGAUUGCCAUACGUUCCUAAUACUGCUUGGCAGCUCAGAUUCAGCCAUCUUGUGGGUUACGGUGCCAAGUAUUAUUCCUACCUCAUGUCUAGGGCUGUGGCAUCCAUGGUGUGGAGACAGUGUUUUGUGCAGGAUCCCUUUAACAGGGCAAUGGGUGAACGUUAUCGCAGAGAGAUGCUGGCACAUGGUGGUGGAAAGGAGCCCAUGCUCAUGGUUCAAGGUAUGCUUCAAAAGUGUCCAUCAGUUGACGACUUUGUGGAUGCCCUUGUUUCAGACUUGGAUCAGGACUUUGAAACAUUCUUUAUGGAUUCUGAAUAAUGCGGAAGUGAAUUUUUCAGAUGGAUGAUUUCUUUUUUCCCCUUUUUUUACAUAUAUUAUAAAUGGUGUACAUAGAACUGCCGUAGCUCCCAUUGACAUCUCUUAAAUGAGUGUGGAGAUGCUUGUGUAUAAUAAACAGUGUGUUUUGAGGGAGAAAUGCAUUUUAAUUCAGGGAAUCCCAGUUAGGUUUUGAAAUAGACACACUGUGGACAAAUAUAGAGAACGAAGAGAUCUGUAGAUUAAGGCGGCCAACCGGCUGGGAAGAAAUGUCCUGAUCGGCUCCUGGGCUUGUAACAGCAGCUGGAUAUUAGGAUGAGAUUCCUUCAGCCCUGACCCACGUGGGAUUCAGUCUUUCUCUGCCAUAGACUCGCUCCAAUGAGAUCUUCUAUUGAAUUUCGAGAAACUUCAGGGAGCAAAAGCCAAGUAGUAAAGAGAGCACAUUCUUCACCACCACCGAAGAAAAAAAUCCUUGUUUCCCCUCAUUUUGCAGCAUCAAUGGACACCAGAGACAUCAGGGGAAAUUUUUUCAAUGUGAUUUUGGGGGCACAUUUCCAUAAUUGCAAAAUUCAGGAAUUCUUGAAAAAUCACACCCAGGUAUUUAUUAAAGUUUCUAUGUUUACCAAACAUAGGAGGAAAAAACUUAGGUCCCUGGGUAUGCAUUUCUGCAUUUCAGGGACCACUGAAAAAGUGUGCACAAGUCUUCAUUACUGCUCUCUAAUGUGAAAUGAGGAGAUUCUCUAGUGCGGUAGUUUAAAAUAUUGUAUUACUGUACCUAUCUGCAAAGAUUGUCUAAAGGGAUAUAUUUUAGUGUCCUGUCAGACAACCUCCCGAUUUUGCGUCUGAGAACCUUAAGAAAGCAGUUUAGAGGAAACCGCUCUCCCCCCUCCCUUGGAUCAGGAUCCCUCUUGAAAUUUCAGCCCCAGUGGCUGCAUUUGGCACACAGGGAAAAAAGACUAUUAAAAAGGUCAUGAAAUUACACAUAUAGUUCUGUAUGCACUGCAACUACUGCUCUCUCUUUCCAAUCCUUCCAAUUUACAAUUGCUGCGGGUAGUCCUCCACUAUCUCCCCAGGGGGUACCCCAAGUGGCUUACAUCACUCUCCCCUCCUCUGUUUUAUCCUCACAACAACUCUGUGAGG
Messenger RNA from Gekko japonicus, 3343 nucleotides. RefSeq names its product mitochondrial intermediate peptidase (gene MIPEP). NCBI's taxonomy places the organism in Eukaryota, Metazoa, Chordata, Lepidosauria, Squamata, Gekkonidae. The transcript is spliced from 18 exons. The record is from RefSeq and is a predicted model, not a curated record. Gene Ontology annotation, molecular function: metalloendopeptidase activity. Bases 86 to 2206 code for a protein of 706 amino acids. Gene Ontology annotation, biological process: peptide metabolic process. Gene Ontology annotation, cellular component: mitochondrion.